UAUGUGUGUCAGCGAGAGAGAGAGAGAGAGAGAGAGAGAGAGAGAUAGAUACAGUAAGUAAGACAGCAUGAGCGAGCGAGUGAAAGAGAGGGAGGAGUGACAGAAAGGGAAAGAAAAGAGGGAAGAAAGAGACUCAUUAAGCCAAGUUCUUCUGAGCACUCGUUCUGCUACACAGACUUUCUCUCUCUUUCUCUCUCUCUCUCUCUCUCACACACACACACACACACACACACACACACACACGCAUACUCAAAAACACAAAGCAGAAGUGGACAAAGACACACGGUUUCAGUCGCCGCGGUUGGCUAUGGCUCAGGGCUCUGACAGCAAUGACACAAGUUACAAGUCCCCAUCUCCUGGAAGCAGGCCGAGCUCCUCAGAUGAUGCGAAGAAGGUGAUGCGGCGGGAAAAGAACCGGAUCGCUGCUCAGAAGAGCAGGAUGAGGCAAACUCAGAAAGCUGACAGUCUACACUUGGAGAGUGAGAACCUGGAGAAGGAGAACGCUGCCCUGAGGAAGGAGGUGAAGCAGCUGACAGAGGAGGCCAAGUAUCUGUCAUCUGUGCUGAGCAGCCACGAACCUCUGUGCACCGGCCUGACUCCUCAGACCCCCGACCUCCUCUACCCUCCUCAUCACAGCAGCUACCACCACCAGCACAUCACUGUACCACACUACCAGCACUGACCUGUAUGACUACUGAGACGGCCGAAGAAGUGCUGUGAACUGACCUCAAUGGAGAGAAAGACUGACUGGCGAUGUCUCUAUAAAUGUUAACCUUUUUUGAUCUAAUCUCUCUGAACUGAUCAAGGAGUAACAUGACAGGGUAAUAUGUCAACAAAGACAGCAUGGGACCCAAAAUGCAGUAUUCAAAACUAUUUAUUUUGCUUCUGCUCAUGUCUUUGCUUUUUCUGCUCAAUAUCAGUGAUCUGUAUUUGAACCUACAUGGUUCAAUGAGUAGAAUUAUCAACCAGUCUAUGUUUACAUUGGGAGAAAAAAAAACAACCUGUAUGUUCAGGUGUUCAGACGACACAGUAUUUUUGUAAAUUGCUUAUUUUUUGUGUCAUGGAGAGCACCUCUGUCAUCCUGUCAUGUUUUGAGUUUCCCGUGUUUAUUAAUGUGUUUCAGUGUGUAAAUGUAGAUCGAUGAUGCUCAGGAGAUAUUGACAGGUUUGAUUGUGGACCAACAAGAAUGUAAAGUCACGAUCCUAAAAAAUGCUUAAAUUUAUCAAAAGGAAAUGACUGGCAGUGAAUAAUGGACAUUCAAAGGAUCUUGACUUGUGCACUGGUGAUAAUGAUGGUGUGUGAGAAGACCCAGCAAAGAUAUUUAUUAAAUGUGAUGCCUUUUAGGUUUCUGA
Messenger RNA from Siniperca chuatsi (mandarin fish), 1352 nucleotides. It is a transcript of the gene batf, whose product is annotated as basic leucine zipper transcription factor, ATF-like. Gene Ontology annotation, biological process: regulation of transcription by RNA polymerase II. The record is from RefSeq and is a predicted model, not a curated record. Gene Ontology annotation, molecular function: DNA-binding transcription factor activity, RNA polymerase II-specific; RNA polymerase II cis-regulatory region sequence-specific DNA binding. NCBI's taxonomy places the organism in Eukaryota, Metazoa, Chordata, Actinopteri, Centrarchiformes, Sinipercidae. Gene Ontology annotation, cellular component: nucleus. The transcript has 3 exons. Bases 308 to 682 code for a protein of 124 amino acids.